Molecule: messenger RNA, 1772 nt
Organism: Cloeon dipterum
Lineage: Eukaryota; Metazoa; Arthropoda; Insecta; Ephemeroptera; Baetidae
Product: SH3 domain-binding protein 5-like
Exons: 9
Coding region: 199-1515 (438 amino acids)
Biological process (GO): intracellular signal transduction; negative regulation of protein tyrosine kinase activity
Cellular component (GO): cytoplasm
Molecular function (GO): protein kinase inhibitor activity
Source: RefSeq, a predicted model, not a curated record
UCCCGCCGCUUUAAAAUAAUGUAAGUCUCCAGGGCUACCGCUGUUACUGCUACCACCUGCUGGGCAAUCUGGGAAGCGCUGUGACAGCAAAAAUCGGAGGAUUUAUUUGGGCUCGGGGGUUGCAUAGUCAGCCAGCACCGAUUUCAACAAGUUCAUGGUGGUCUCAGGGUGAGAUGGACUAACCUGGGAUUGAAGAGGAUGCUGUCGCCGACGAGUGGAGUCCACGACGACCUCGAAGAGGCCGUCGACCCCCGAGUCCAAGUUGAGCUGGAAACACUUAAUUCGGCCACUGAUGACAUCAACAAGCUGGAAGUCGACCUUGAUGAAGCAAGGGCCGCAUUCCGGCAGUUAUUAAUGGAGUCCACUCGCCGCAUUGACGAGCUGGCCAGGAAGCUGGGCUCCUGCAUUGAGAGGGCUCGGCCGUACUACGAAGCCCGACUGAGAGCAAAAGAGGCCCUGCAUGAGGCCCAAGCAGCUGCCGUCCGUUUCGAAAGAGCCAACUCGGCCCACGCUGCAGCUAAAGAAAUGGUCUUUCUCGCUGAAGAAGGUCUCAAAAGUUAUUUGCUGCAGCCUGAAGGUCGGACGUUCGACCACGCUUGGCAAGAGAUGCUGAAUCACGCGACAAUGCGGGUCAACGAGAGCGAGCGAGAGCGCACCCUGGGCGAGGCAGAGCACCGUCGGACCUCUCUCAAAUACCAAGAGGCGGAGCAGCGCGUCCAGUACCUGCAGAAAGAGCUCAAGAGGCCAAUCGCCAAGUCCAGGCCCUAUUUCGAGCUGAAAGCACAAACCAACCUUGCCUUGGAAACGCAAAAGGCACGAGUCAAGGAUUUGGAAAAUCAGGUGUCGCAGUCGAAAUUGUGCUAUUCCAAAGCGCUGGGCAACCUUGAGAAGAUCAGCGAUGAGAUCCAUCAAACACGUCGGCUGUCGCAGUGCAAGGGCGAGCGAGGCCCUGGCGUUGGUGCUGAGAGCUCCUGUCCUUCCACACCUGCCAAGAACACCACGCGGAAAGCUGACGAUAUUCAAGGAAUAUCCGCUUUAAAUGAACCUCCAGCCUCGUCAAUCAUGCAACCGGUUCCAGCGGACGAAGCUGCACUGCUAGAGAAAACUGUGAUUGAAGACCCAAAGGGGAAGAAUUAUCGAAGCAACCAAGAAUCGUCUGAGAGGGUGCGUGACCUGUUGAGCCAGGGCAUGAUGAUGCUCAACAUAUCCGCGGUGAAUCUGAACGCACCUAACUCGCCAGCCCAUGGCACUCCAGGCCGACGGCGAAGCUCGAGCUCAAGACCGUGCAGCAAGGUGCCUUCACCACUUGAGAAGUCUCUGCUCUAUCUUGGCGACGAAGAUAGCGCCUCUGAUAGCGAAAGUCUUGCCAGCGUUGAGAUGCUCUCUGACGACCAAGUGGUGAGUUUGAUGAUGGACGAGCUGGAUGAAGACCCUCUACUUGGGCUGCCGGUGAGUCAGAGUGUACUCGCCAGCAGCAGGCCGCCCUCUUCUCUCACUAUCAGCCGGCCAACCUGAUCUCCCUGUACCGAACUGAUUAAUAUUUUAUUAUAUCUUGGCAUUAUAGCAACACUCGCCUCCUCUAGUCCUUGCAAGCAGAUACAAAAUAGAUGACAUAGCCAAAACUGUAAGCGAAUAUUAAAUAAACGGUGGAUGAUCGUGCAGGAGGAAUAAAGCAUCAAGGUGAUCAUUUUGUUGAGUUUACUGUUAUAUCCGUUUGAUGGUCAAACGCGCAAUAAAAUUAUCUUCAAAUGUGUACUGAUUAUGUUACAAAA